AUGCAUCUACUCUGGAGUCUCCUUUUCCUCCUCGGAUUUCUGGCCUUGCCUUUGGCAUUGCACAAGCAGCCUUGGCCUGGCCUGGUCACAGCUCACCCAGGCAGCAAGUCCAUCCUGGCAAGAAUCAUUGCCCAAGGCCUCCUGGAGCACAACGCAGAAGGCCGGAUCCAGAGCAUCCACCAUGUGGACAGUGUGAACAUCUCAGGGCAGGUAGUCCCCGGGAUGGUGGGCUGGCUAAUUGGUAGCAUGAACUUCCGGCAGCAAGAGAUCAGUGUCAACAUUAGCAAUGUGCAGCUGGAUUGUGGGGGAAUCCAGAUGUCUGACCAGAAGGAAUGGAUCUUGGCAAACAUCUCCCUUGAUUUUGACAUGGAAUUGAGACUGCCCUUCAACGUAGACAUCUUCAAGACACAUGCGCACAUGGACCUCUCUGUGGAGUUCUGGCUGGAGAAAGAUCAGUUUGGCAGGAGAGAUCUGGUGCUGGGCAGGUGCCGCAUGGAGCCAGGCAGCGUGAGCACAACCAGUCUCACUGAGACCAUCCCAUCUAAGAUGAAACAAACUCUUCACAGCCUCAAAGAGAACCUGGGGAAAAUCAUCCCAAAUCUGGUGGAAAAUCAGGUGUGCCCUCUGAUUGGCGAGAUCCUCGGGCAGUUGGAUGUGAAGUUGUUGCAAGGACUCAUGGAUAGGACCUCUGAGCCUCAGGAUCUGCAGCAAUGA
Messenger RNA from Dipodomys ordii (Ord's kangaroo rat), 714 nucleotides. RefSeq names its product BPI fold containing family A, member 3 (gene Bpifa3). Gene Ontology annotation, molecular function: lipid binding. The transcript is spliced from 7 exons. The record is from RefSeq and is a predicted model, not a curated record. Bases 1 to 714 code for a protein of 237 amino acids. NCBI's taxonomy places the organism in Eukaryota, Metazoa, Chordata, Mammalia, Rodentia, Heteromyidae.